AUGGACGUUGUGACCAAAGCCACCGGCUAUUGGGCCGACGACAAGCAAGUCAUGUGGCUGCUCUCCGAGGCGCUGUUCGUCCUCGCCAGCAUGACCCGCCCCGAGCAGGUCACGACCGGCGAAGAACUCGCACGCCUGCACCGCUCGCAGGGCUACUCGAAGAUCGCCGUCCACUUCGUCAUCGAACGUGACGGCUCGAUCUACGACGGUCGCCCGCUGAAUCAGCCCGGCGCUCUCGCCGGUAAGCACAACCAAUCCGCAUACCAAGUCUGCCUCCUGGGCGGCGUCAACGACGCCAUGCAGCCCGAGGACAACUUCACCGAAGCCCAACACGCCGCGCUGCGACGCCUGCUCGCCGCCUACGGCAAGCCCGUCGUCGUCCUGGAUCACCUGCGUCGCCACUCGCACCUGACCUCGUGGCAGGCCGAAGGCGUCUACCGCAUCCGCCGCCUCGCCUCGCGCGUCGAUGAGCUGCGCGCUGCUGGCUUCGAGAUCGAAACGCAGACCUGCGAGGACGCCUCGGGGCAGCGGUACACGCGCUAUCGCCUGUCGCGCCGUCAGCGCCGCAGCAAGGCUCCGCUCCUGGAAGCGCGCCGCGCUCCGAAGCAGUACCGCGUCGAUGCGCUGCUCCAGCUGUAUCGCAACUACUGCACCGACGAGCUGGGCCUCGACGCCAACGAUGCGACCGAAGAAGUCGCCGCAUUCACCAAGUUCCUGCUGGAGAAGAACGCAUGA
Molecule: messenger RNA, 735 nt
Organism: Cylicocyclus nassatus
Lineage: Eukaryota; Metazoa; Nematoda; Chromadorea; Rhabditida; Strongylidae
Source: the annotation of a GenBank genome assembly